Molecule: messenger RNA, 6113 nt
Organism: Epinephelus fuscoguttatus (brown-marbled grouper)
Lineage: Eukaryota; Metazoa; Chordata; Actinopteri; Perciformes; Serranidae
Product: probable G-protein coupled receptor 21
Exons: 1
Coding region: 945-2162 (405 amino acids)
Biological process (GO): G protein-coupled receptor signaling pathway
Cellular component (GO): membrane
Molecular function (GO): G protein-coupled receptor activity
Source: RefSeq, a predicted model, not a curated record
GCAAAGAAGGAUAAAUGAACACGGGGGGUUCUCCCAGCAUCGGUAUGCCUGCCUACCUCAUUUCCAGUCCAGACAGAGUUGCUGCUCCUCUAGAUAGAAAUAACAGCUGAGGUGUGUUUGUAUGUGUGUGCGCGUGUUUUAAAUAUCAGUCACCCCCGCGCACCGCCUUCAUCCCUUCAGCUCAUGGCAGUCUGCUGUGAUCUUACUGCGAAGGACCAGACAGAAACUGAGACAAGAGCAAGCGGACACGGAGGAGUGGUGAAAAGAGGGUGAAGGAGAGGCAAGGAACAAGAGGAAAAAGAAGAGGAAGAAGGAGGACAGAAGGAAAAGGAGAAAUUACCCUUAAUGCCACCUUUCCUCAAUUUAUGCACGCAGCACAUUACACAAUAAUGUCUUUUCACUGGAAGCUGUGUCUGUGACUCUGUGGACUACAGACAGAUAAGAGAGCUUCAGUCAGUGCUUUCUGCAGCUGCAGCAGAUGUUGAAGACAUCUUUGACUUUAUAGGGAGCGGAGGCAUUUCAAGCAUAGAUCGGACUGGAAUUCCUUUAAACAAAGUCACAUUUCUGUCUGUUUUUUUUCCCCUUUUUGUGCCUUCAGCUGGGUUUGCUUUAUCUGGAAAAAAAAGAAGACAAGGAAUACACACGUCUCUUUUUGUGUGUUAAUCUGUUUCUACCCCGGUGGUUUUGUAUUCUGAAAAAAACAUAACUGCCCGCACCGAGGACAAACCCAGGGGGCUUCCUCACCUUUCUCUGUCCUUUCCAUCCCUCCUGCAUUAAAAAUGGCAGAUGGCAGCAGUCUCAUCAUGGAACCGCAGCAUGGAGCUUUUCGUUUGGACUGAAACCAUACGGCUACAUUCAGAACCAGCCAGCUACCUGUCAAAAUAGCAGGUUCUUUGGUUCAUCGUACCCUUGAAGGGCCCCUCGGACACGUAUUCCUGCCCAAGAUGAUGAAUUCCUCCCUGGAUCCACUGAACCAGAGCCUAGCUGACCCGUCAAACUUAUCUGCUCCCUUCUGCCUGCUUGAGAUAGGCUAUUCCCAGAUUUUCAGCACCUGCCUCCUUGAAGUCUCUAUUAUACUUCUCCUCACUGUUCUCAUUAUUUCUGGUAACUUGGUGGUGAUUUUUGUGUUUCACUGUGCCCCCCUGCUCAGCCAGCACACCACCAGCACUUUCAUCCAGACUAUGGCGUACGCUGAUCUGCUGGUGGGCGUGAGCUGCCUGUUCCCCUCCCUGUCCCUCCUCCAUCACCUCCAGGGCCUCGAUCCCAAACUCACCUGCCAGGUGUUCGGGUACAUGGUGUCUGUUUUGAAAUCAGUUUCAAUGGUGUCGUUAGCAUGUGUGAGUGUAGACCGCUACAUCGCCAUCACACGACCUCUGACUUAUGCGUCCCUAGUGACACCCUGUCGAGUGCGCUGCUGCAUUGUUCUGAUAUGGUUGUACUCUGCUUUGGUGUUUCUCCCAUCUUUUCUUGGGUGGGGGAAACCUGGUUACCACGGGGAUGUGGUGGAGUGGUGCGCAGUUGAGUGGAGGACUCGUCCGGCUUUCACAACUUUUAUUGUUGCACUGCUCUACGCCCCUGCUGCUCUCACUGUCUGCUUCACUUACGCCAACAUCUUCAAGAUCUGUCGACAACACACCCGGGAGAUCAGCGAGCGCCACGCGCGCUACCGACCCCAACAGCUGCAGGGUACAGGAUUGACAGCGGGAUCUGCGGUCAAGGACAGCAGUGCAGUAGAGCAAGGACAGUUGCCCCACUUGUCCCAACCACAGUAUCAGCAGCCCACAUCAACAUACCCGGACAAGCGAUACGCUAUGGUACUGUUCCGCAUUACGAGUGUGUUUUAUAUCCUGUGGUUGCCCUACAUCCUCUAUUUUCUGUUGGAGAGCGGGGGGAUCUACCACCACCCUGCAGCCUCAUUCCUAACCACAUGGCUGGCCAUCAGCAACAGCUUCUGUAACUGUCUCAUCUACAGCCUCUCCAAUUCUGCCUUCAGGAAGGGCCUCAAACGCCUUUGCUCCUUCUGCUUACAGCGCAGCGGCAGUGGCUUUGGGGUUAGGAACACCAAAAAGGCUUUCGUUGGCUCCGUUGAAAAAGGAUGUGCAGGGCCAGGGUAUGGAUACGGUCACGGAGAAAUAACAAUUGGCACAACAUGUCAUGUGUAGAGCAGGCACAGCGGAAACUCUUGUGCCAAAUUGGCAUUUGAACUUUUUUAAAAUAUGCCUGGUGUGCUUGCUGUAAAAUGUCUCCUCUUUAAAGCUUAAAUGUGCUGUAAAGAGAUGGAAGGAGGCAUCAAUCUGCCACUGCUGUUUCUGUCGCAUUUGGAGGUUACACAGGCGUCCUCUCUGCACACGCCACAGCGGGCAAAGACAGAGAAAGGGAGUCAAGAGCAGAGCACUGAAGGAGGCCUAAAUAGCCCUGCAAGGUGUUUUUAAAUGCUCAAGGAAACCCAGCGUACUGUACUGUAUGGACAGGGGUGAUAGAUGGAAGAGGGGAAGAAGGUGUCUGAAAAUCUCUGGAGAAGUGAACAUUUUCAUCAGUUUCCUUAAAUAGGAAGUGAAUCUUUAACUUAUUUUGCCAAAACAUUACAAGAAAAGUGUUCUGAAAAGCUGUAUGUGAAACAGUGCGACCUUUGUUGCCAGAUCAUCAGCACAGUAUGAGCUGAAUGCAAAGAAGAAGAAAUGAAUGCAAAACACAACAACAGUUGACUGCUGUGUUUUAGUAAUGUGGUGCCGAGGUGAACUGCCAACAGCAAGCUCUUUAAAUGUUUUCACUUGCUCUUACCCGCCCUCAGUACCUGAAUACUAAAAGUGAUGCAACUGUGUGUUUGUGUAUUUGUUGUGUCUCUUGUUGACUGAUUGAGAAGUGGAAAGAAGUGGGCACCUUUGUUGUUUGAUUAUGUAACUACACUUUUUCAUAACUGUGUCAAAGACAAAGCAAGACCAAGAAAGGAUGUAUUUUUACACUUACUUUUCACUGAUUGUUGGUACAUCAUUGGGCUGAUUUAAAGGCUUUUAAUCAAAGGUUAAAACGAAAUGUCCUUAGAUGAAUGACCCUUGAACUGUGAUCCUUACCGCUUGUCUUUGGGAUUUGCUGAGAAGAAUAGUCUAAUGAGAAGUCUUGGAUAUGUGAUUGUGGAAAUUUCAAAUUUACAUCAUUAUUUUGCCCAUAUCUGGGGACUAGUGCAUGCACACACAAACACACACACACUCUAACACAAGAGGAUCACAUACAGAACAGACAAAUAGCUCAUUCAGUCUGCCUGCAGGCUGACCUCUCACCUCUGUGCAGCACCUUGAAGACUUCCUGUUAUCCUCAGUUGUGUGUGUGUAUGUGCGCCAAUAUGUGCAUGCACAUGUUGCAUUCCGUCCUUUUGUCCCCAUGUGUAGUUUUGAGGGUUCAUUUCAUUCAAUUUUGAUUUUAAAUACAAAUCUAUCAAGACUAAUUUAAAGCCCAAAUGAAUCCAAGUGUGCAUAAUGUCUCAUAAAUUCAAAAAUUGUGAAAAACAAUCUCUUUUUUCAACAAUAGAGACUCAUGUCAUGGUUUGUUUAGGUGCAGAUAAUCUAGCUUUAUAUAUUUAAUCUACCAAAGAAAGUUCAACAGAUCUUCUUGGAUUAUGAUAUUGUUUUUCUAAAUAUCUAAAAUAGGAAGAUUUAGUAAAAUGUAAGUGGGUUGUACACAAAGUUUGUGUAGGUCCACUGCACUGUGUUGGCUCAGUGAUGCCUUGUGGGCAUGAAUACGACUCUUUCUCAGUAUAUAGUGACAUAUUGUUGCCUUGAUGUGAAAAUAAACUGUUGAGAAAGUGUUUUCCAUACAGUUAGGGAGGGCUUAAUUUAUAGACAUGUGACUGUUUUUAGAAGGAAGGCACAGACUGGAAAUUGACAUGAAAAUGUACAUUAGCUAGCCUUGAUUUCACACACUUUUCACACAAACCUAAACCCCUAUUGUUGUUGAGUAAUUAAAGAAUCUCACUGUUAAUUCACAAGUCAACUCGUGUAAAACUGAAAAUAACCAGGAGCAAACACAAGGCUCAGAACUGUUCAUUUAAUAUUGUGUAUUUUAAUUUAUUUGUUCACGUGUGUAUAGGUGUGUAUGAGUGUGUGUAUGCAGGAAUGUUAGGAGGCGACCAUUGGCUGAAUUGGACUGUUAACGGUGUUCUAGCAGGGGUGCUAAACCGAGUUUCAUUGCUUUACUAGCUGCAUAUCACUCCCCUCGAGUAUACUGUAUCUUGUGAGUGUAUGUGAGUAUGAUGUACAGUGGUGGUAGAUAGAUUCACAUGUUGUCUUUAAAUAUUUUGGCUGUCAUCUGUGAAGCAUUGCCAAAUAUUGUAAUCUUUCCUAUUUGUACAGUCUUUUGUUCGGAAAUGGCAUGUACAGAAAUGGUGUGUACAGAAAUGGCGUAUUGAAUGUCUGAUCUGAUUGUCAAACCACAGAAGUUUAUUUUUGUAAAAUUACUUAGCUUCUGUCUAUUCUCUUGUGAAGUGUUGCGGGCGCUAAGUAGAUUUAGCAUGCUUACCUAUUGAAAUGAUUAAAGCGUUGUCUUCAUGAAGAUACAUUUUAUUUUACUUGGUCAAUUUCUAUCUUCUGUGAUUGGGAAAAAAAAGAUUUCACUGAAUUUGAAGACAGAAGUUCAGCACUAAAAAUGUGUAAAUUUUGCAGCAGUUAAUGGUACAGUUCCUCAGAAAUGUGUAAGAUUCAGGACAAAGUGUCUUGGGAAAUUAUUGUGCCAAAACAUACUCACAUUAGCACACACACACACACACACACACACACACACACACACACACACUUUUUCUUUUUCUUGUGGGAAAACGAACGACUCUCAUCUUCUCAAGGAGCAACACUAUAGUGGUGGCUGUCUCGAGGGGCGGUGCCAUGUUAGGUAGGAUUUGAGAUAACAAGAAGCAAUAUAAACACUGUGGCUGGUUCAGGAAGCCAUUUGUGGUUUAAUUGCAGGCCUCAAAAUAAUUGUUGAUGGGGCAGAGUAGCAAAAUUGGAAGACCAUCUUCUUGUUUUUUUAGGUAUGAAAAGAAUACAUAAAAUUGGUGCAAAUAAGGACAAUUACAACACUUCCUACCUUCCAUAGCUGUUUCCAGAGUUCUUAUAUCUUUGUGUGUCUUUUUAAUUUAUUUUAAGCCCUUUACAAGUAAUCCAGAGCCAUUAGAGAGUGACUGCGGCUUCUUCACCUUCCUCUUCUGGCAUCUUGUGUGGUUAGCAGACAGCUUUAGGUGCAUUGCCAUUUUGAAGAGUUGGGCUACCCAGAUGUGUAUCUGUCUUGGGAACAAGCAUAGUCCUCAUGUAGCAUAUUGUAUUUGUGGAUCAAUGUAAAUAAAAUUGUAGAAACUGUGUCUUUGAUUUAAUCCAGACAUAAAACACAUGACAUUGAAAGGUGCAAUUGAAGCCUUUUUCAAAACACCCUAUGAAAUCAAUCUUGAGGCACAAAAGUUUAUCUGUACCAUAUUGUCCUGUCAGUUCAGAGAACUUUAUACUUUCAGUUAAUUUGGUAAUUAACAACAAAAGUAUUUUACACCAACUGAACGCUGGUUGGCUUUUGUGUCUUAGAGUAGACAGUACCCGAACAGGCAACAGCCUCACCCUUUAAGUGCACUUUAACACACACAUUCCCACACAACGGUAUUCUCUUAUCCGUCUCUUAAUCUGUAUUGGAUUUUCUUCUCUGUGUUUUCAUAAGGCUCUAAAUAGGCCACACUAGACCCCCAUUAAUGGCUGACUCAUGACCCAGCUGUUCUGCUCAAGAGAUUAUUAUCAGAUCAAGACGAGGGUGACCACUGUAACAAAACCUCGGUCUGGAAAUGUCCCAAAAGAUGCAGGAAUUUCACUCUGCAUGUGCUUUUGUCCACAAUGAAAGUUGGAAGUUGCUCACAGUCAACAAAGGGCCAUUUGUAAAUUUCAGAUUGAGAUAAUCCAGCCAUUACUGUAUUAGAUCCUGGCAAACCAUGUGACGUUUCGUACGUCAGGGCAGUUUAAUUUGUGAUAAGGUUUUUGGAAGGCAUAUGCUUUUAUAGUUGGAGAAUAUUUGGAUAAUGCAAAUGAUCAAACAUGUUUAAUUUUGCUGUUGUGAAAGUGAGUCUCUGUGACAAAUAAGAUAUUUUUCAU